Saprolegnia diclina VS20 is the source of this 513-nucleotide messenger RNA. RefSeq lists its product as hypothetical. The record is from RefSeq and is a predicted model, not a curated record. The transcript has a single exon. The coding region runs from base 145 to 480 and encodes 111 amino acids. NCBI's taxonomy places the organism in Eukaryota, Oomycota, Saprolegniomycetes, Saprolegniales, Saprolegniaceae.
CUAGCAGCCUUCGAGUGUCGGAGCAAGAUUCGCAGCAACUCUCAACGCUGUAACCGGAUCUUUCGGUUGAGAAGAUCGCAGUAUAAAUACCAAGCGCCAUCUUGGAUCCAAUUUCCCUUGCGUGGACGAGACGUCAGAAGCCCGAUGGAGAUGCGAGGACAAGCCAUGAAGACGGUGAUGCUGCUACAGGCGCUCGCGAUCGUCUGCGCGCAGACAGUCACUGAGCACGACGGGCUCCUCCAGAACACGAACGCGAUGAACGUGGCCAAGGCCGAACAGGCGGCGCGCGACGCGGCCCGCGACGAGGAAAACGUCUCGCUGCUCCUGGGGUCCGGCGUCAUCUUUGUUGCGGGCGUCGCGAUGCUCGGCAUCAUCGCGUACAUCGUGUACACGCAGCACAAGCGCAACGUCGCGCGCGACGAAGACAACCAGCUCAUGAAGUCGCUCCUCGACAGCGAAAUGGACUACGCAGCCAUGUAGACGCUGCGUAUAAUGAAUCUCGUAUUGUAUGGA